UUUACUUGGUCCACAGCAACGGCCAACAGCUUAAGCGGGUUCAGUUCUGUCGUGUCUUGUAGCCGAAAAGUAAAAGUAAACAAACAGCUCGCGUGCGUGCGUAAUUGAUACAUAAUGAAUGUGGUUACAAAACUAUUCAAUAUACUGGCUGUUUUCUUGUUGGCCCGAAUGCCACUGAUGAAUGCCAAACCCUAUGAUCCAAAUGAUCCCAAAAUAGCAGAAUGCUGCCUUCCACCUGAGGGCAUGUUCGAGGCUUUCUAUCCGCGGGAAGUUGAAGGAAUUCCAAAUAGCGCCUCUCGUCCCGCUCAUGGUCAUGGUAGUUUCUUUAAACAUCGCAAUCCUGCGCUGGUGGACACAAAAAAUGCAGCAGCCUAUGGCUAUCGGUUCGAUGGAAAGCGGCGAUUCAAUUUCGAUUAGUCAUUCAUAGCUAAAAUGAAUAAUGAAUAAAGAAAAAAUGUAAAUGGAAAA
Drosophila pseudoobscura is the source of this 468-nucleotide messenger RNA. RefSeq lists its product as uncharacterized. NCBI's taxonomy places the organism in Eukaryota, Metazoa, Arthropoda, Insecta, Diptera, Drosophilidae. The record is from RefSeq and is a predicted model, not a curated record. The transcript has a single exon. The coding region runs from base 115 to 417 and encodes 100 amino acids.